AUGACUUCUGUCAUUGGGCUGGAUCAGGGAUGGGCAGCUGUGGCUAGUGUGGAAGUGUUCCUGUGGCUCAGUGAUCACGCCAAUCUGGCUCUGGACCCUCUGCGAAAGAACCCCCCAGCGGAACCUGCUGCCUCAUCAGCACCUGCUCCCACAGCCGUGGCUCGCAAGAGCCCCGUGGAGACUCGCGCAGCCUCCACCAACACACAGACGCCUGUGGACCUCACAGAACAGACUAGAGGUGCCGAUGUCCCGAAACCAAGCGUACCAGAGUCCAGUCAGUCCAGAGGAGGAAACAGGGACACUUCUAAACGGCUUGCAGGUUAUAACACGUCUGCUGAAAAGCCUUUCACCGCAGUGACUCUGUUUUCACACAAGUUCAGUUUACAGCUGACGACAGAGGAUGGAGACAUUCUGCUGGAUUACUCCAAGAAUCUCAUCAAUGAAGAAGUCCUGCGCAUGCUCUUCGACAUGGCACGAUCGGUGGGCGUUGAAGCUGCCAGAGAGAAGAUGUUUGCUGGAGAAAAGAUUAACUUCACUGAGGGUCGUGCUGUUCUCCACACCGCCCUGAGGAACCGCUCGAACACUCCCAUCAUGGUGGAAGGUAAAGACGUGAUGCCGGACGUGAACAGAGUCCUGGAGCAGAUGAAGGGCUUUUGCCAUAGAGUGCGCAGUGGCGAGUGGAAAGGCUUCAGUGGUAAAGCCAUCACUGAUGUUGUGAACAUUGGCAUUGGUGGUUCUGACUUGGGUCCUCUGAUGGUGACUGAAGCUCUGAAGCCGUACUCUAAAGGAGGACCCAACGUCUGGUUCGUCUCUAAUAUUGAUGGCACGCACAUGGCCAAGACCCUCGCCCAGCUCAACACUGAGACCACCCUCUUCAUCAUCGCAUCCAAGACAUUCACCACCCAAGAGACCAUCACUAACGCUGAGACGGCCAAAGAAUGGUUCCUCCGGGCCGCUAAAGAUACAUCUGCUGUGGCUAAACAUUUUGUGGCUCUUUCCACAAAUGCACCAAAAGUCAAGGACUUUGGUAUCGACACCAACAACAUGUUUGAGUUUUGGGAUUGGGUCGGCGGGCGCUACUCGCUGUGGUCGGCUAUCGGUUUGUCCAUUGCACUGCACAUAGGUUUUGACAGUUUUGAGCAGCUUCUAGCUGGUGCUCACUGGAUGGAUAACCACUUCCGCUCGGCUCCUCUGGAGCAGAACGCCCCGGUCAUACUAGCCCUGCUCGGCGUCUGGUACGUCAACUUCUUCCAGGCCGAGACACAUGCCCUGCUGCCCUACGACCAGUACAUGCACCGCUUCGCUGCGUACUUCCAGCAGGGAGACAUGGAGUCCAACGGGAAGUACAUCACCAAGUCUGGCACUCGUGUGAAUUACCACACUGGACCCAUCGUGUGGGGGGAACCAGGAACCAACGGACAGCAUGCCUUCUACCAGCUCAUUCACCAGGGCACUCGCUUGAUUCCGGCUGACUUCCUCAUUCCUGCUCAGAGUCAGCAUCCUAUCAGAGAUAAUCUGCAUCAUAAGAUCCUGAUGGCAAACUUCCUGGCGCAGACGGAGGCUCUGAUGAGGGGAAAGACCCCUGAAGAGGCCAAGAAGGAGCUCCAGGGUGCUGGGAUGUCUGGAGAUGCACUGGAAAAACUCUUGCCCCAUAAAGUUUUUGAAGGAAACAAGCCAAGCAACUCUAUCAUCUUCAAGAAACUUACUCCUUUCAUGCUUGGUGCACUCGUUGCAAUGUAUGAACACAAGAUCUUUGUGCAAGGUGUGAUGUGGGAUAUCAACAGCUAUGACCAAUGGGGCGUGGAGCUCGGCAAGCAGCUGGCCAAGAAGAUCGAACCCGAGCUGCAGGACGACGCAGACGUUCAUUCCCACGACUCCUCCACCAACGGACUCAUCAGCUUCUUCAAGAAGAACCGCUCUUAAAUGUUUCCUCCCCUUUAACCCUACCUCUGCCGGCCCCCUCAUCCAAUGAGAUUAGUGAAUUAUGUAUUAACACUUGGCAUAGUUCAGACGGUAAGCCUAGACAAGGAGGACGAGCACUUUGUCUGUCAUCAUCUAUAAGCCAUGAGAUUCUUGUGUGUUGUGUAAGAUUUGACUCGAUCAUGUAUCUGUGGACCAGUAUGGAUGACUAUCUGUUUGCACUGCGCAUUCUAGAUGGAUUUCAUGUUCUCCUUUGGACCAAUGAAACCACAAUAAAUGUAUUAUGUCACC
Messenger RNA from Sinocyclocheilus rhinocerous, 2211 nucleotides. Its product is annotated as glucose-6-phosphate isomerase-like. Gene Ontology annotation, biological process: glucose 6-phosphate metabolic process; glycolytic process; gluconeogenesis. The transcript is spliced from 21 exons. Gene Ontology annotation, cellular component: cytosol. Lineage: Eukaryota; Metazoa; Chordata; Actinopteri; Cypriniformes; Cyprinidae. The record is from RefSeq and is a predicted model, not a curated record. Gene Ontology annotation, molecular function: glucose-6-phosphate isomerase activity; monosaccharide binding; carbohydrate derivative binding. Bases 1 to 1923 code for a protein of 640 amino acids.